AUCAGCUGUUGCUGCUGCAACAGCAUCACAGCAGGCUUGCGAUCCCCGCUUUUUCAGAGGCGUCAUGGUUAUGCAGAACGAACAUCUCCAGCUCUAUGUGGAAGCACGACAGUGACGUGUCUGAGAAUUACUCGUUAACAGAACCGGAAACGGAAGGGAGCUCCGAGCUAGAAAGUCCGGUUCCCCGCUGUUUCGAACAGUCCGAACAAGUAUUCGAAUUUGAUGACGGUACUAAUGACACUAUCGGGAGUUUAGUUGGGCCCAACCAGAGCAAAAGAUCUCGACCUCCAAUGGGCCGUUUACGUCGCAUCUCUCCCACUGUAAUUACUGGACACCAAAAAGUGGAGUUCCCUGGAAUGUUCAUCGAAGGUUUUAGAGAUGGUCAUGUUGGAUUUAACAUACCGGGCCUGUUGCAGGAUUCACUGAAACCGACUGAUUCCAUGGAGGUGAAAAUAAAUUUGUUUACUCCCAGACAGCAUAACGAAUCAAUGGAUCCAUCCGAAUCAACAUCUCCAAACUGGCUUAGGACAACAGCUGGUUUAGAAGACGAUCGUGUCGAACUCCCGACAGUGCAUUCAAACAACCGCUUUGGCCUGAACUGGACGGCACACCGUCUGACUUCCAACUAUCAUCAGGGCCUGUCUCGGUUAACUGAAGGGUCCUUCGAUACAAUGCAAUUCGCCGAACCCAACCAAGACGAUGCAUUUCCCACGAGCAGUCAUUCCAGUGGUCGUUUCGGCAUCAUUCCUAGAAACCCGGUACCAACUUCACAGAUAUGUGAGAUGGAAAACCACUUUUCAUCCGCUCUCCGUUUCGGCGAAGAUUCCACUGCUUCUGGGCUGAAUUCUCAUUUAGGACCGCCGGUAUUUCAGCACUCAGGACUUGAGGAUUCUGUAUUUUCUCACUAUCCCAGUGCACCGUCCAGAUCUGCAGUCACUAGGUUUUGGUGAACGUCUAUUACUCUACAUUGAACUAUAGCUUUAUUAUUUAUAACUUUAUUUCGUAUGCAAUGAAAAAGGAGGUUAAAUACGUACCAAACUCCUCCAGUUUUCUUUUACGACUUACGUAACUAUCGUUGAUUUUUCCACU
Dicrocoelium dendriticum is the source of this 1089-nucleotide messenger RNA. The record is from the annotation of a GenBank genome assembly. NCBI's taxonomy places the organism in Eukaryota, Metazoa, Platyhelminthes, Trematoda, Plagiorchiida, Dicrocoeliidae.